Messenger RNA from Cimex lectularius (bed bug), 365 nucleotides. Its product is annotated as NADH dehydrogenase [ubiquinone] 1 beta subcomplex subunit 10-like. Lineage: Eukaryota; Metazoa; Arthropoda; Insecta; Hemiptera; Cimicidae. The transcript is spliced from 2 exons. The record is from RefSeq and is a predicted model, not a curated record. Bases 104 to 337 code for a protein of 77 amino acids.
GGCCACGGUCCCUGGUACUUGGUAGCAGGGCCAGCAGCUGAUUGCUUCCUCGGUCAUCUUCCAGGUUUUUUUCUUUUCGUUCAGCAUCCUAGAAUAAACGAGGAUGGGCGCUGACUCGAAUCCCAAGGACAGUCCCUUUAUGAGAUUCUGUUUCGGAGUCGUCAGCAUGGUCGAGGGGCCGGUCGUCUGGUUCAGAAAGAACAUCGUCGAACCCAACCGGAAGGAGUACAACUGGUACCACGAAAAGCUAAGGAGGGUACCGACCAUAGACCAGUGCUACGACGACGACCCUUUAUGUAAAUUUGAAGCCAACCAACAAUUCAAGCGAGACAAGUAAUUUUCAAAAAUGCCUUUUAAGCCGGUUC